CCAGGCGCCAAGUCACAUAGGCAGGAUGGAGUCAGCAGCAGUGACUUGUGGGCGACCUUCCAGUGCCAAGUGCUAGAAAAGAAGCUGUGUUGGCCCGAAGGACCCGAGCAAAUUUCUUAGUGCGCUGAAUUGGCCGCUGACUGGAUUUUGCAUCGUUUGCAUCGUCAUUCUAUACUAGAUGAUAAUUAUAACACAAGUUCCUGCUUCGGCCUCCCUAUGAGCAAGACGUGCAAACAAAGGGCCAAAGGCCGACCACUAGACUCCUAGGAGACGGGAACUCGGGAACAUCCUGUGUCAUUACUGAGGCUGAUAACGACGUUGUCCGCGCAUCCAAGCCACUCCUGGCGCAGGAGUGCCCCCGCCACCCAUAGCAAAGGGAGCACAGCUGCCAGAAAUUUCGUUACUGGGUUAAAAUGCUCGCUCGCCUUGCACGCCUUGUUCUGAGAUGUGUGCGCAUAGAAGGGAGUUUAUAGAUUGUUAACUUUUUGGUGUUACGAAGCACCCGCUCGUCGCUACCAUGACCAUCGCCACCAUGACCGCCGCAGCAAGAGCGGCAGGCCUCACAACAACGGGCUACUGUCACACAAUCAACAACCGUGGCCACACCGGCUACCGCAAAUGGGGUUCGUCAUCUUCCGCUGCACCUACGACAACGACGCCCUGUGGGACGCCUUUAUAGCCGUCGUCAAAGCCAGCGCGGCUUUUUGCCUGCGGAUGAGAAAGCAGCAGGACAUUUUGGGCCCGGACCUCGAAUGUACCGUAGUUGAGGACCGCGAGGCCUUCAACGGCGCUUCUAAAAACGCGGUGCGCGAGCGCUUUCGCGCCUGGGUUGCAGCCCGUUCGGUCGAGCGCGACGGCGAGGGAAUUUACAACCCAGAUGUCGAAGAGCUGCCGCGCUUCCGGUACUGCGUUUACGUUGACCGUGCUUGCCUCAAAGCCGUACGCGUAUCGUGGUCCGAAAUCCGGUUUAAUUACUUCCUUUGCGGCCAAAUCGUCGUUAUUAACGCCGCGCCCGGGGACCCGCCUAUACCGCCCGAUUCGGACGAGGAGGAUGAGGAUGAGAAUGACGAUUGUGACGACGUUUACGAAGAGGUGGAGGGCUCGACGGCUAAGGACGUCGGCUGGACGUACGCUAGUGCUAGCCUGCUCGUUGAGACCUACGAGGAGCUGCACCUCAGGGGUAGCGAGUGGGAGACGUGGGAGAUGAUUUAUAAGCGGCCGUCGCCUGACGGGCCCGCGGUGCAGGAGGGCGAGCACCUUUUGGAUGUCGGUCUAACGCGAGAAGCGUAAACGGGUUGCAUCGGAUGGAGGAAGAGGCUGGGAGAAAAGGUCCGUGUUGUGGGCUGGUAUCUGACCAGGGAACCCCCCAUCACAUUAGAAAUUAUAACAUGGGGCAUGUGGCCUAUCCUAACCAUUGAGCGACCCCCUCGUUAUCCCCUUUUCCCUUUUUCAAUAUUUUUGAUUACCUUCCCGCCAGCUAUCAUUUAAAGCGUUUUAACCAGCUUAAUUACGAUGCCGUCCGCUUUCGCCUUAUUAUUUUUGAAUUUUUGGGAGCUGUAAG
Messenger RNA from Gaeumannomyces tritici R3-111a-1, 1561 nucleotides. RefSeq lists its product as hypothetical. The record is from RefSeq and is a predicted model, not a curated record. The transcript is spliced from 2 exons. Lineage: Eukaryota; Fungi; Ascomycota; Sordariomycetes; Magnaporthales; Magnaporthaceae. The coding region runs from base 619 to 1290 and encodes 223 amino acids.